This is a messenger RNA of Vairimorpha ceranae, 546 nucleotides long. Its product is annotated as bos1-like vesicular transport protein. The transcript has a single exon. Gene Ontology annotation, biological process: vesicle-mediated transport. Bases 1 to 546 code for a protein of 181 amino acids. Lineage: Eukaryota; Fungi; Microsporidia; Nosematidae. The record is from RefSeq and is a predicted model, not a curated record. Gene Ontology annotation, cellular component: Golgi apparatus. Gene Ontology annotation, molecular function: SNAP receptor activity.
AUGACAAAUCUAAACAAUCUCCAUAAGGAGGCUGACGAAAUAGAAGCAGAACUUAUUAAAUCUGAGAAUACCUUAGAAAAUAUAGGUACACUUGCAAUUAAAAUACAAAAGUUUAUUAAAAUGGUAGGAUAUUUAGAUGAUGCAAACCUAAAAUUGAAAGCAAAAAAUUUUAAUGAUAGGAUUGUACGGUUAAGUAACUUAAGACUUGCAAAAAGAAAACAAGAAGAUGAAGAAAUGAUUAAAUGUAAAUUAACACCUGAAGAACCAUUUACUGAAUGCACUAGUGAAACUUAUUAUACAGAAAAAACACAAAGAGUAAACCACAUUUUAACUGAUGCUAUGAAUAUUUUGGAUACCAUACAGAAACAGGGAAGAUAUAUUGAAAGAGCAAAUUCGAGAUUAAAGGAUGGAUUGAUAAAACUGGGAUUUAGUAGAAAUUUGGUGGAAGAAAUUGAUAGAAGAUAUUUAGCUGAUAAUAGAAUAUUUGUAACAGGAUUUGUUUGUGUUAUAUUACUUUUUUUGAUAUUAAGAUUUUGGUUUAGAUAA